AUGACAGACCUGGCUGGUACACCACCGGGCCCAGCCAUCGCCGUCACACUACUGCUCACAGCGAGUUCCGUAGCCGCCUAUCACAUUCUCAUCUUCUACAAGCUUUUCUCAAACGGGGCAGAUCCUCAUCAAGAAGACACCCAGGGAGCCACAAAUCCUGAAGACGCUAUUUUCGAUGAUCCUGUCCUGGCCAAGGCGUUUGCUCAGGACCUCCACCACGAGUUGAGCACUCUGGCCACGAAGCAUGUCAAGCUACAGAUCCAGAAGAACAAGACAGUUUCCACAGCAAAGCUGUAUGAAGCCAGAACCAUACGGCUCGCGGCGUAUCUAAAACACACCAAAGAGAAGUACAAAUCUCUCAAGAAGGCAUCGGCAGCCAGCACUGGUCCACGCACAGAUGACUCGCAGUAUCUACUUGAACUGAUGGACUAUGUAGAGAAUAUACGAGAGAACUACGACACGCUCCUGCAAGCGUAUACAGUUCUGAGGCAGGCUGCACGACAAAUUCAAGAGGAGAACGCAACCGUUCGAGAAGCACUCCCCUCCUCCACCAAUGAUUUGACGAGCACUGCCCCGUCAUUAUUGGAAGAAAUUAAAAACCAAAUCAUGGCGAGGCUCAAGACUGAGAAUGAGGCAUACAUCGCGCAGAUCCAGAAGCUGACAGCAGAAAAACAGGAGUGGAAGGAAGAACGAACUGCUCUUCGUGAGGCUAUGGAUUCUAUGCUCCAUGACAGUACCCUCUCCCACGUUGGUGAUGAAGCGUACUACGCAGACGAGAGCUGGCUCUCUGAUGGCCAGAAUGGCUCUACGUCGCAUGACGGGAACUUGGCGACUGAAUUGCAGGAUGCCAUCGGCAACGAAUGGACGAGUGAGGACGGACUCAGAGAAACGGACUAG
This is a messenger RNA of Emericellopsis cladophorae, 897 nucleotides long. RefSeq lists its product as uncharacterized. The transcript has a single exon. The record is from RefSeq and is a predicted model, not a curated record. NCBI's taxonomy places the organism in Eukaryota, Fungi, Ascomycota, Sordariomycetes, Hypocreales, Bionectriaceae. The coding region runs from base 1 to 897 and encodes 298 amino acids.